UUGCCCGGUACAACACAAGCCACAAAACUGUGAUCCAUGUUCUGGCUAGCUAACCUGACCUGAUCAUGUAGUUACGAUUGUUUUCAAUUUUUAACACUUCUUUAGUUUGGGUAAUCUGUGUUUGGGUGAAGUUCUUGAAUUUUUUUCUUUGUUCCACAGUACAGAACUAAACAAAAAAACUUGUUUUGGGCUAUUAUCAUUCUGCAAGGCUGGAGCUACAAGGCGAGGCUGGAUAUACUGGGUCUUUUUCCCCUGGAAGGUAGGAAGUUGAGGGGUGACCUUAAGGAGGUAUAUUAAAAUUAUUAGUGGCAUAUAGAAGGUGGAUAACCACAGUUUCCCCCAAGUUUGGAGAAUCCAGAACCAGAGGGCAUGGGUUUAAGGUGGGAGGGAAAGUUUUAAUAGGCACCUGAGAGUAAAUUUUUUUACACGAGGGUGGUGCAUACAUGGAACAUCAUUGCCAGACGAAGUAGUAGAAGCCGGUACAAUAACAGCAUUUAAAAGAUAUUUAGGCAGGCAUAUGGAGACAAAAGAUUUGGAGGGAUUUGGGCCAGGCACAGGCAGGUGGGACUAACUCAGUUAAGCAAUUUGGUUGGCAUGAAUGAGUUGGACCGAAAGGCCUGUUUCCAUGAAGUAUAAUUAUGAUAUGGACAUUUAUCAAUCCUAAUUAAUUAUUAACUAAGAUAGACACAAAAUGAUGGAGUAACUCAGCGGGACAGGCAGCAUCUCUGAGAGAAGGAAUGGGUGACGUUUCGGAUUGAGACACUUCUUCAGAGUAAUUUGAUAUUAAUUAUCAACUAAUUUAACUUUAGCACAGGCUGAUGGCUGGAAAGAGAUGUUUCCCAACUUGUUUUUUUUAAAGUCAUUUUCAUCUUUACACAAUGUUUUUUUUUUCUCUCAGCCUUUAUUUUAGAAAUGGGAGUUGUAGUGUGGCAGUCUGACAAAAUCCCUUGAACACAAUAUCCAGUCCUAUUCCUGGAUCUGACAUCCUAGCACCUAGUCAUGUGACCAUUACUCUUUCCUGUUGGUGACAUCACUGCUUUUCUCAGCUGUUCCCUGGAAAGGAUGGCAGCAGAGGCUGUCAGUCUGCAGUAGAUUGUGCAAGAGAACAGGAUUGGGUAUGGCAACAGGAGACGAGAUGAAUGGCUCAGGGAAUUUAAUGGACUUCUUGGAUGAAUCAAUCCCAGAGGUUGGCAUGUAUGAGGACUUUCAUACCAUUGAUUGGUUGAGAGAAAAGUCCCGUGACACCGACAGACAUAGAAAGAUCAAGAGCAAAAGUAAAGAGUCGAUAUGGGAAUGUAUCAAAGGCCUGUUGGACGCGUGGUCAGGAUGGGUGGUGAUGUUGCUCAUUGGACUUCUGGCAGGGACACUGGCUGGAGUGAUUGAUCUGGCUGUCGACUGGAUGACGGACCUGAAGGAAGGGGUGUGCUUGGCCGGAUUUUGGUUCAGUCACGAGCAGUGCUGCUGGACUUCCAACGAGACAACCUUUGAGGACAGAGAUAAAUGUCCUCAGUGGAAGACGUGGUCAGAGCUUUUGGCCAACCGAUCAGAUGGAGCCAGCGCAUACAUUCUGAACUAUUUCUUGUACGUUCUGUGGGCCUUGACCUUUGCUUUCCUGGGAGUGUCGCUGGUCAAGGUGUUUGCCCCCUAUGCUUGUGGCUCUGGAAUUCCUGAGAUUAAAACUAUCCUCAGUGGCUUCAUUAUCAGGGGCUACCUGGGCAAGUGGACUUUACUGAUUAAAACAGUAACCUUAGUGUUGGCCGUCUCCUCUGGCCUCAGCCUUGGGAAGGAAGGACCACUGGUGCACGUGGCUUGUUGUUGUGGCAACCUCUUCUGCUGCUUGUUUUCAAAGUACAGUAAGAAUGAAGGAAAGAGGAGAGAAGUGCUGUCGGCUGCAGCUGCCGCCGGAGUCUCGGUUGCCUUUGGCGCACCCAUUGGCGGUGUGCUUUUCAGCUUGGAAGAGGUCAGUUACUACUUCCCACUGAAGACUCUCUGGAGGUCGUUCUUCGCUGCGCUGGUGGCCGCUUUCACUCUCCGCUCAAUCAACCCGUUUGGGAACAGUCGGCUGGUGCUGUUCUACGUGGAGUACCACACGCCGUGGUACAUGGCGGAGCUGGUGCCCUUCAUCCUCCUGGGGGUUUUUGGCGGUCUGUGGGGGACGCUCUUCAUCCGAGGGAACAUCGCCUGGUGCAGGAAGCGCAAGAGCACGAACCUGGGCCGGUACCCAGUGCUGGAGGUGAUCGCCGUGACGGCCAUCACCGCCAUCUUUGCUUUUCCCAACCAGUACACGCGGCGCAGCACCAGCGAGCUCAUCUCUGAGCUCUUCAACGACUGCGGGGCGCUGGAAUCUUCGCAGCUCUGCGACUAUAUCAAUGACCCCAACAUGACCCGGCCCGUGGACGAUAUACCUGACCGUCCAGCCGGCCCUGGGGUCUACGCUGCGAUAUGGCAGCUGGCUCUCGCCCUUGUGUUCAAAAUCAUCAUCACCAUAUUCACGUUUGGAAUGAAGAUGCCAUCGGGACUGUUUAUACCAAGUAUGGCUGUUGGGGCAAUAGCUGGUAGAAUGGUUGGCAUUGGUGUGGAGCAAAUGGCCUAUCACCACCAUGACUGGUUCAUCUUCAAGAGCUGGUGUAGGCCUGGAGCCGACUGCGUCACACCUGGGCUCUACGCAAUGGUCGGCGCGGCAGCCUGUCUUGGUGGAGUGACUCGGAUGACAGUGUCUCUGGUGGUGAUCAUGUUCGAGCUGACUGGAGGCUUGGAGUACAUUGUACCGCUAAUGGCCGCAGCAGUGACCAGCAAGUGGGUGGCAGAUGCCUUUGGGAAAGUGGGUAUCUACGAGGCGCACAUACACCUGAACGGCUACCCCUUCCUGGAUUCAAAGGACGAGUUCAGGCACAGGACGCUGGCGACGGACGUUAUGAGGCCGAGACGCACCGAGCCUCCGCUCUCGGUUCUGACCCAAGGCAGCAUGACGGUGGAGGAUAUGGAGACGCUCAUCAAGGACACAGACUACAAUGGCUUCCCAGUUGUCGUCAGCAGGGAAACGGAGCGGCUCAUUGGCUUUGUCCAACGGAGAGAUCUCAUCCUUGCGAUAAAAAAUGCAAGAAAAAUACAAGAUGGUGUGGUCAGCAACUCCAUUGUGUACUUCAUGGAAGAACCUCCCUCGUUGCCAGGCAACAGCCCUUCCCCCCUCAAACUGCGGAGAAUCCUCAACCUCAGCCCGUUCACGGUAACGGACCACACGCCCAUGGAGACGGUGGUGGACAUCUUCCGCAAGCUUGGCCUGCGACAGUGUCUGGUCACUCGUAGUGGACGCCUCCUGGGCAUCUUAACGAAAAAGGAUGUAUUAAGGCACAUGGCCCAGAUGGCAAAUCAGGACCCUGAGUCAAUCAUGUUCAACUGACCCCACCCCACCCUCCCCCUUAUUGUGCCAGCCUUGCCAAGUUCUUGUUUUAGGAGGGAAUGGACAGUGGUGUGGCUGAACUCUCAGGGCAUGGUGACCUUUAAGUGAAUUCAGUACUGAACAUUGAGUCAAGAACAGCAAGCCUGCUCAUGAGAUGGACAUGUAGCCGUGCACAGGUCAGCCAAGGGGACUGGCCUACAGUGAGGACCAGCCCAGUAUCUCAGAAGAGGAGGAGAAGCUGGAAUCGCAGCUCGUUUGAAAAGCCUGGCUGGGUGUUCAAUUGCAUCUUAUAUUAUCCUCUGAACUGCCAGCUUUGUCCAAAAGGUUUGUUCAGCUGGGGUAAAAUUAUAAGCACGUUACAUUUCAAUAUUGGUGACUGAUGUACCUCAUGAUAUUCCCUUGGCAAGUGCAUUUGAAUUAAUUGCAAAUAAAAUAAGAAAUCAGUGCUGAAAACAUCACUUUAAUUUGGCAUUUAGCUUAUAAAACGUCUGGUGAAAUUGAUGUAACUUCCGAAACAUUUAAGAGAAUUAACAGCAAGAAAACAUGCCAACCAGUGAGCCUCCACCGACUAUGUUGAACUAUUACAUUAGUCUAUGGAAUUACAGCUUAGCACUUUUAUCCUUAAAAUCAUCUUGGUGAAUGUCUGUUGCACUCUUCUUCCUGAGGUACAGUGCCUGAACGUAAGCAUCAACCUAAUGGACUCUAACCUUUGCCCCAAUGACUGUAGCCUCAUAACAAUCCCAGUAGAAUACACAUAAAUUGAGGAAAUUGUAAAUGUUUUGACAUUUUUACAAGAAAGUAGCCUUCAGGCUUUCUGUUUCCUUGCUAUUUUAUUCAGGUGGACUACCCUCCUCCAAUAGAGAUGCAAGGUUUGAAUGGGUUACAUUACAUCAGCUGAGCCCCUGGGCACUGCAACCAUCUAACCGUGUAACCAUUUAAGACAUUGAUAGGUAUCUAUCUUCCUUCCUCUUUCACAUCUGAUUUUACAUCCCUCCCGUCCCCUACCUCUCUCUCCCUCCCCACUUCUCACCUUCUCCCUCUGCCACCCUUCCUCUCGCUCUCUCCCUCGCUCUCCCCCUCUCAUGCACAAACACUAAUUGAAACAACUUCAGCUUGUAGUCAACUGCCCUGCCUUUGUGGUUUUGUGCCCUCUGAUGUCCCAUCUUACUAUGUUAAUGGGACUGCAUAAAUACAAACUGUUGUAUGUUGGAGAAGGGAAGAACCACCAAACCACCAAGAUUCCUGCACCUAAUUUACUCAACCAAUAGUCAAAAGUAGAUCCUGUGUUUUAGUUGUAUGAAUCAAAUAAUGGUCCUUCUGAAUAAUAUGGGGCACUGGAAUAUCCUGGGGUUUAUGUGGUAAUGCUGCAUGUUGUCUCAUUAAUCAGGAGACUGGCAUUUUUUAUUACUGCAAAAAGCUUGGACCUUAUCCAAUUCUGAAUAGUUUUCCAGAACACCAUGUUUUAAAAAAAAUCCUUUGGGUAUUAUAUCAAAUAAGGCCACAAUGAAUAUUUGGAUUUCCUGAUAUACUGCUAAGAAAACAAGUGACAUUGCACAAGAGUGUAAACAGUAUGCUUGCCUGAUGAAAUUUCCUCUGUCAUUAGCUCUACCAGAAAUGCACUCCAUUGCUAAGAUUAAUUAACAACGAACAAAUCUCGAUUACGAACAACAUUGUGUUAAUUCUAAUAUGUGCACUUUUGACGUGUUCUUUAUCAAAGUCUUUUCUCUUGUGAUUAACCAUUUACUUUAACUGCUUAAAACAUUUGUUAAAAUGGUGGGAAAAGGCAUGUGAAACAGACAUGCCCAUCAAUAUUGUGCUGUCCAAUUCCAACCCCAGUAUUGUUAGAAAGGGCGUGGAUGUUGUGGUUCAAAAAAGUUGAUAAUUAAAUAUAAGGAUUUAUUUAACCUGCUUCAAAGCCUAAUUGAGAUGACAUUAGGGUUUAUGGUGCUCUGGAUUUACAUUUAAAAUGCCAAGAUCAAUAAACUCUCAGAAAAGGCAUAAAAUAAUAGCAUUCAAACAACAAAUAUAGAGCCUUAAAAAAUUCAAGAUCCCAUCCUUGAUAUUAAAGCAAGACAAAAUAAGCUCAGUAUAAAAUUGACAGAAAUCAGAGUUGGACGAAGGCAGUUUGAACGUCAAAAUCUAGAUGGGAUCAGCAGCCGUGGCACCAGGAGAAACAUUCUUGGCUUUAUAUCAGAAGGCUGUAGGCUUAAGUCCAGUUCCAGAGGCUUGAGUACAAAGUGCUGGAUAACUUUCAGAUGUGUUAAUGAGGGAGUGCUGCUUUCUCUUUUGGAUGCAAAACUGAACCAAGGCCUUGCCUGUUUCCUGAGAUGAACUGGAAAUAUCCCAAAUCAUUGCAGUGAACAAGAGUAAUGCAAUGACCCUGAUCUCCUCCACCACAAUUCCCCUUCAAUUAACACACAGAACAAAAAGAUGAUAUGUUUCCAAUCAGCUAGAUCUUUGUGCGUGGUGAGCUUGCAUGUGAAGUUUGGCUGUCACAUUUUCAUGUCUCUACAGCCAGAGUGAAGAUGAUGUGGUAAUCAUGCCUAAUAACCACGCUGGGGACUGAGAGCUUUCAUGCAAAUAAUUUGUCUAUAACUAUCCUCCAUUCAUUGCAUUUUUCUGGAGAAAUGUUCUGGCUUUUAUUGGGAGAAGUCGUAUCUUCUUUAACUCCACUCUUUAGACUUGUUUUCUGAGUGAAUUGACGUUUGUUGUCCAGUGGAAUAUUUGCUGUGAUUCCUGCACCUAUUGGUUGAUUCAAUAUUGUCAAUGCUGUUUAAAGCAAACUUGCUGGCUGUAAGGUAAUUUGAGAUUUCCUAAGGUUAUAAUAUUGGAUGAGUGGACCAACAACAUAAUUGCUGGAUAGAUGCAAGAAUGAAAGGGCCAGAUCUUCCACUGAGACAUCGGCAUAAUGCUGUGACUUACCUAGAUAUUUUCAUGGCUAAACAUGUUGCAAGUACAGCAGUCCUGUUAACAUGGAUGUUCAGGUUGGUAAGGUGGUGAGGAAGGCUUACAGGAUAGUGUAGAAUAUAAUAUCAGGAAAGCUCUGGCAGAAAGUUAUAAAACAUUAGUUCAGCCACAGCCGGAAUAAGAUGUACACUUCUGGUCAUCAGACUAUAGGAACGAUAUGUUGCACUGGAGAGGAUAUAAAGGAGAUCCAUUAGGAUGGUGCUUGAACUAGAAGGCAUAGGAUUCGGGUAAGGAUUUAGAGUUUUGAUGAGGAUCUGAGAUGAACUCUUCUAAGCAGUGGGGAUUUGUAAUUUGUAAUGUACUCCCUGACUGGGUGGUGGAGGCAGAGGAUCCCACUACAUUUAAGAUGUAACCAGGCAAACACUUGAUGCAUCAGUACAUAAAAGACUAGAGUCCAAAUGCUGGUAAAGGGGAUUAGUUUUGUUAGGUACAUGACGAUUGGCAUAGACACGAUAGUCCAAUGGGCUGUUCUGGUGCUGUAUGCCUCCAUGAAUUGGAGACAUGUGCUGCUGAGACUAUUAUUUAUUGUUUUAAAUUAUAUGUUUUAAAUUGAUUUAAAUGUGUGAAAUUUAUGUAGGAUUUUAAAUGUAAAAAUAAGCUUUAAUUUCUCUAACAUUUAAAUAUUUGUUUGCGUACUGUCCAGUCAAAGAAAAGACUCUACAUGAUUACAAUCAAGCCAUCCACAGUGCAGGAUAAAAGGAUAAAGGGUACAACAUUUAGUGCAAGAUAAAGUCUGAUUAAAAAUAGUUUGAAGGUCUCCAAUGAGGUAGAUGGUUGGUAAGGUUUCAGGAUUAAAUUGAUGAUGCUUAGAAUUCAGAUUGUAUACAAGAUAGAUGCCCAGUUUUCAGCAGUUGCAAACAGGCUUGUAGAUUAAAGUGCAAUAAUUUGUAAUUAUUGUGUAAUUAUUUGGAUAAGUGCUUUGGGCCGUCACUUGGGGUUGUGAGUCAACUGGACAUGUUUAAUUUAAUAUUGAUCUAGGAAACGCAUUCAGUUGUGCAGGAUCACAGCCUAAGCAAUGUGCAGUGGGCUGAUUUACUGCAUCAUCCUGCUACGUAUUCUUCUAAACUAAUUGGCAUAAGAAAACUCCAGAUUAAUUGGUAUGGAAUUUCAUUUUGUACACGUGUCUGGCAAUCAUUGGUGUGCUUUGUUGGACCACUCUGCAUUCUAGUUAAUGCCAGGUCCUGCCUGAUGCUGUUGUUUGCUGUUGGCAGUCAAGGUGCUUGGUGAUGAAUUAUGGACCAUCACUUUGAUUUGACAAAAGGUUGGCCAAACAGUAAUGCAGAUACACUGAUAACACUGAUGGUUGUUUUUGAGAAUCAUGAACAUCUUAAAUGAGGAGAGCACGGUUUUCUCACCCGAUAAAAGACUCAAUAACUGGCUAAUAAUUCAGCAAAAGCUCUGGCAGCCAGUGUGGAGUUAAUAUAUGUGUAGAUGUUCAACAUGUACCUUCUAAUCACAGCUUCCGACAUUCUCUUGUGUCUCCCUCAGACAGACCUGUGCUGUUAGCCAUCAUAUAUUUACUCUUGCUGGGGCAUUAGUGCUGCUGCCUCACAGUGCCAGAGACCAGGAGUAUGUACAGUGUCCCUGCAUGUGUUACCCCUGGGUGCUCCAUUUCCACCAUCUACCUUCCGGUAGGCGAACCGGCCAUUGUAUAUUACACCUAGUGUUUGUAAGUGGCGGAUGAAUCAGUGAGGGGAAUUGAUGGGUAUGUGAGGGGGAGACAGAGUUGCAAAGCUACAAGGAAAUAAACGGAGAAUGGAACUGAUGGGCUUGUUCUGCUGGAAGUCAGCGUGGAUCUUAUGGUCUGAAUGACCUUCUGCUAAAUUACCUCGUAUCUGUGAGAUGGAAGUCAUGUUAAAUACACAGAGUCGGGUUUGCUUCUCUGAAAGCCAUUUGCGAAUCAAUUGUCACACGUCGCUUUGAUUGAUCGUGAAAUAGGAUAAAUCUUGGAGAACUGAUCCCAGACCUCAAAUUCAUGGAAAUGCAGUUCAUCAGGAGUAAUUUGGGUUAGUGGUUCAGUCCUCCAUUAAAUUAGCUGCUGCAUACUGGUUCUCUACUGAACUGAUGUGACUCCAGUGUGAUUGAUGUAACACAAGAAUAUUUCUUCUCUUGCGAUUCUUCAAAAGAUGAAGAGAUUCUUUCAGACGAUUAACUCUUACAUGUAACUCAGAUAGGCUAAUGUGUACAUACUUCUUUGAUAAGUAUUGUACGAGAUUGCUUUCAAUCCAGAGGUCAAAAAGCUUGCUACACAAAACUGAGUCCAGAGGUACAGGUGAAAUAGCCUGGCAUUAUUUCUUAUUUACUUGCUUUAAGACCCUAUUUUUAAUACACAAUGAGUCUGGUAUGAAACAGAUUUCACUUCUGAAACCUUACACCUUUAGUCCAUAGAAUGAAACUAAAGGCUGGCUAGAACUGGGGACUCCACCUUGAAAACCUACCUCUCAAUUUCAUGAGCUGAGAUGAUAUUUUUUGGAUUGCGAAGAUGACAUUUGAUGUCGUGUUAAGGUACCUUGGUGUGGUUGGGGCACGGACCAGGUGUAAGCUUACUAAUAGGCAGAACAAACUUGGGAGGAUGAAUAGAUUUCUCCUUUUCCAAUGGUAAUAACUGUGCAUUGUCAAGUGUUUUCUCAUGUAUAGAAACAACCCUCACUGUCUAAGUGCUUCAGUACUGUUAUUAAUAAAUGCAUAAUAAGUAUUCUGUCUGGAUUUGCAAACCACAAUGAGUACAAGAACAAUAUUAUUUCAGUCUGUAAAAUUAAUAAAUAAAUUGCAAAGC
Molecule: messenger RNA, 9143 nt
Organism: Leucoraja erinaceus (little skate)
Lineage: Eukaryota; Metazoa; Chordata; Chondrichthyes; Rajiformes; Rajidae
Product: H(+)/Cl(-) exchange transporter 4
Exons: 12
Coding region: 1118-3400 (760 amino acids)
Biological process (GO): transmembrane transport; chloride transport
Cellular component (GO): Golgi apparatus; early endosome; membrane
Molecular function (GO): voltage-gated chloride channel activity
Source: RefSeq, a predicted model, not a curated record